This is a messenger RNA of Theobroma cacao (cacao), 2216 nucleotides long. RefSeq names its product serine hydroxymethyltransferase 2, mitochondrial. Gene Ontology annotation, biological process: tetrahydrofolate interconversion. Gene Ontology annotation, molecular function: glycine hydroxymethyltransferase activity; pyridoxal phosphate binding. The record is from RefSeq and is a predicted model, not a curated record. NCBI's taxonomy places the organism in Eukaryota, Viridiplantae, Streptophyta, Magnoliopsida, Malvales, Malvaceae. Gene Ontology annotation, cellular component: cytoplasm; mitochondrion.
AACCAACCAAUGUCCCCAUUUCGUCGAUCUACGGCACCCCGCACUUCUAUAAUAUUAGCAUAGCCAAGCAACAGUCUCAGUCUCCACCAACCCACUCGCAAACAUUCCACUUGUUUUUUUUUUUUUAAUUUUUCCAACCAAAACGCAAUAAUCUUUCUGUUGGAUUCGCUCGGAUUUCAGAAAUAAUGGCAAUGGCAAUCAGUCUUCGCAGGCUCUCUUCCUCCAUCAAAUCUCCAAUCAGACCUCUCUUCAAUGGCAGCUCCAUAAAUUUCAUGUCUUCAGCUGCGGCUGAGAAAGAGAAAGCCCGUGCUAACUGGAUACAUCAGUUGAAUGCUCCGCUUGAGGAGAUCGAUCCUGAAAUUGCUGACAUUAUCGAACUCGAGAAAGCUAGGCAAUGGAAGGGACUGGAACUUAUUCCUUCAGAGAAUUUCACGUCCGUCUCAGUGAUGCAAGCAGUUGGCUCUGUAAUGACCAAUAAAUACAGUGAAGGAUAUCCUGGUGCUAGAUACUAUGGAGGCAAUGAGUAUAUCGACAUGGCUGAGUCAUUGUGUCAGAAGCGUGCGCUAGAGGCUUUUGGGUUGGAUCCUGCAAAGUGGGGAGUCAAUGUGCAGUCACUAUCUGGAUCCCCUGCUAACUUUCAAGUUUACACAGCAUUAUUGAAACCUCACGAGAGAAUUAUGGCACUUGAUCUACCACAUGGUGGGCAUCUUUCACAUGGUUAUCAGACUGAUACUAAGAAGAUAUCUGCUGUGUCCAUAUUCUUUGAGACAAUGCCAUAUAGAUUGAAUGAGAGUACAGGUUUUAUCGAUUAUGAUCAGUUGGAGAAAAGUGCUGUGCUUUUCAGACCAAAACUUAUAGUUGCUGGUGCCAGUGCUUAUGCUCGCCUUUAUGACUAUGCGAGUAUCCGCAAGGUUUGUGACAAGCAGAAAGCAAUUCUGUUGGCUGACAUGGCACAUAUUAGUGGGUUGGUUGCUGCAGGUGUUAUUCCAUCUCCUUUUGAAUAUGCAGAUGUUGUGACAACCACAACGCACAAGUCGCUUCGUGGUCCACGUGGUGCAAUGAUCUUCUUCAGGAAGGGAGUGAAAGAGAUCAACAAAAAAGGGCAAGAGGUGAUGUAUGAUUUUGAAGAUAAAAUUAAUCAAGCUGUCUUUCCUGGACUUCAAGGUGGUCCACACAAUCACACCAUAACGGGCUUAGCAGUUGCGUUGAAGCAGGUCAGAACACCCGAAUACAAGGCUUACCAAGAACAAGUUCUCAGUAAUUGCUCAAAAUUUGCUCAGAGGUUGCUAGAAAAGGGGUAUGAACUAGUAUCUGGUGGAACCGAGAAUCAUCUAGUCUUGGUCAAUUUGAGAAACAAGGGUAUUGAUGGCUCAAGAGUUGAGAAGGUAAUGGAAUCAGUUCAUAUCGCAGCCAAUAAAAACACUGUUCCAGGGGAUGUGUCUGCUAUGGUUCCUGGUGGCAUCCGUAUGGGAACCCCAGCUCUCACAUCUAGGGGUUUUAUUGAGGAAGACUUUGAGAAGGUAGCUGACUUCUUUGAUGCAGCUGUCAAGUUGGCCUUGAAAAUCAAGGCUGAGACAAAAGGAACAAAGUUGAAGGACUUUGUAGAGACCUUGCAGUCAGAUGUGAACAUUCAAUCUGAGAUUGCAAAGCUCAGACGAGAAGUUGAGGAGUAUGCCAAACAAUUUCCAACUAUUGGUUUUGAGAAAGAAACAAUGAAAUACAAGGACUAAAAGGGACUCUUUUAUAUGCAAGAUUUGUUCUUUUCAACACCUGAUUGAGCAUGCUGCUUUAGUGGUGGACUUGUUUAUAAAAGGUGAAGCUUUUAUCCGGUUUUGUUCGAUACUGAUGGCCGAGUACGGCUUUGUGAUCUGCAGAUGCAUAGGAUGCAGAUCUCUGCUAUCACAUCUAAAAGAUGCAUUCGUUCUGAAGCAAUGAAGCCUGCCUCAAGUUCUUGUUGUCAACUGAAGAGGAUAAAUUAGGGAUUCAAAGGCUUCGAUCGGCAAUACAAGGAGCAUAUUGUUGUUUCAUCCAUGAGAUCAAGAUGAAAUUCUUUGAAGUUUUUCGUUUUGAAGUGUAAAUCUAUACUCCGUUUUAAGUGCUUCUUUCUCAUAUUAGCAUCAAAAUUGCUUGAAAUUGUUUUCCCGUUGGUAAUAUCCAAUAAAAUUUAAAUGAUCCGCGAAAUUUAACAAGGGCAAAGUGUCAAGUAAUUUGAGUUA